AAGCACUUUAGCAACGUCAAGAUUCCUCGACGUCGACGCAAAAGCCAUUGACCAACGCCACGGCAUCAGCACAAGAUGGCACCUCAGUCAAACGCCUUGACUCCACGGCAGAAGCGCGAGGACAAGGCAGAACGAGCGCGGAAACUUCUCUCAGGUGCGACACUUAGGAGGGAGGACUCUGAUGACGAGCUGGGCACAGAUGAGUACCCUUGGGAAUGGAUCUAUGAGAAGAAGGGGAAGCAGGCGCAAGAUGACGAGGAGGAUGAUUCUGCGGAUGAUGAGAAAUCUGCUUUGACGCCGAGGAAGAGAAAGGCUCGUAAUGCUGCGCGAUCGCAAGGUGGAAUUAUAGGGGCCAAGAUGGGAGCCUUCAAGUGCAAGGUUGGAGAUACGGUUUUGUUGAAGGCGGAGGGCCAAAAUCAGUCUUGGGUGGGAAUUAUACAGCAAUUCUUGGAAGAAGAGGAUGGAGAGAAAUCUGCGAACUUCUUAUGGUUUGCUAACGAGAAGGAAAUCCGACCACAAUUGAAGGAGAAGAAGAGAUCCGACUUUCUUACUAAUGAGCUGUACCUCACCCCGGAUACCGAUAUCAAUCCUCUGGAAUCGAUCAACGGCACUGCAUAUAUCAUGUCCGAGAAAGUCUUCAACAAAAAGUACCCCACUGGCAAAAUCCCCAAAAAAGCUCGAGAGCAUGGUAAGACAUUCAUUUGUCGGAGAGGCUGCGAUACUCGGGCAGUCAAAUACACGGAAGAGUUUAUUUGGGAAGAUAUUUCACAUGGUACCGAGGAUGAGGUUACGGAGCUGUUGACUCGGAUCGAAUCAGAGACCAAGUCAACGAAGAAAAGAAAAUAUCAGAGGCGCACGAAGGGUGAUGAUGAUUUCAAGGGAGGCGUUAUUGAUGACGAUGAAAUGGAGACACAUACGCCAAGGAAGAAGCAGAAGUUCUCGAAUGUGACUACGCCGAAGAAACCACGCACUCCGUCAAAGCUGCUGACACCAAGCCAUAAAAGGGUUGUCGUGAAGAAACCACUUGAGUUCACACCACUUGGUACUCGAAUGCUGGACCCUGAACAUGUCGAGUCUUCUCCUUUUCAGACCGCUCGUUCAAGACUGCACGUUUCAUCUGUUCCUACCAGUCUACCUUGUCGAGAGGACGAGUUUGCUUCAGUAUACUCACAUCUCGAAGCUGCCAUUGUCGAGGGCACAGGAGCUUGUAUUUACAUUUCGGGAACCCCCGGGACUGGUAAGACAGCAACUGUUCGAGAAGUUGUGGCACAGCUCAAUGCAUCGGUUAUGGCCGAUGAGCUUGACGAUUUCAUAUUUGUUGAGAUUAAUGGUAUGAAAGUCACGGAUCCCCACCAGUCAUAUUCUCUAUUAUGGGAGGCACUGAAAGGAGACCGUGUCAGUCCUACACAUGCACUGGAUCUUCUCGAGAGAGAGUUCAAUCACCCCAGUCCUCGAAGAGUACCCUGUGUGGUAUUAAUGGAUGAGCUUGAUCAACUUGUCACCAAGAAUCAAAGUGUCAUGUACAACUUCUUUAAUUGGCCAGGUCUACGGCAUAGCAGAUUAAUUGUGCUUGCUGUUGCAAACACCAUGGAUUUGCCAGAGCGUACGCUGAGUAAUAAGAUCAGCAGUCGACUUGGCUUAACCAGAAUCACUUUCCCAGGCUAUACCCACGAACAACUCAUGAAGAUCAUCCAAUCCCGCCUUGAAGGCGUACCAGGCGACAUCGUCGAAUCCGAUGCCGUACAAUUCGCCAGCCGAAAAGUAGCAGCUGUGAGCGGAGAUGCUCGUCGAGCCCUCGAUAUCUGCCGGCGCGCAGUCGAGCUCGCUGAAUCAGACGUGCUUUCUCAACCUGCGCCUAACACUCCUAGCAAAAGUGGCAAGAACGAGAAAAUCCCAAGGGGCUUCGGGAAAGUCACAAUAGCGACUGUGAAGAGAGCCAUCAAUGAGGCGACUACGAGUCCUCUACAGCAGUACUUGAGAGGCCUGCCUUUAGCCGCGAAAGUUUUACUUGCAGCUCUGUUGGCAAAGACGAGGAGAACAGGCAUUGCGGAGAGUAUUUUGGGGGAGGUCAUGGAUGAGGCGAAGAGGAUGGCGAAGAUGGACACAGGAAGUCAGAUGAUUGAAUUCCUAUUGAGGGAUAAUCACGUUUCGACUAAAGGAAUGGGCAUGCAACUGUCUAAACAACCUCAGAAGACGCCACGAUUACUAGCGAUGGGGUCUUCAGCUGUGGAUCUCAUGGAAGCUGGUAUUAUUGGCUUGGAAGCUAGAAGAGCGGAUCGUACGGGGAAGAUCCGAUUGAGUAUUGGAGAGGAGGAUGUCAAGCAAGCUUUCAAGGAUGAUCCAGAGGUCAAGAAUCUUGGAUUUUAA
Cadophora gregata is the source of this 2367-nucleotide messenger RNA. It is a transcript of the gene ORC1, whose product is annotated as Origin recognition complex, subunit 1. The transcript is spliced from 5 exons. Gene Ontology annotation, biological process: mitotic DNA replication checkpoint signaling; DNA replication initiation. NCBI's taxonomy places the organism in Eukaryota, Fungi, Ascomycota, Leotiomycetes, Helotiales, Ploettnerulaceae. Gene Ontology annotation, molecular function: ATP binding; DNA replication origin binding; ATP hydrolysis activity. Gene Ontology annotation, cellular component: nuclear origin of replication recognition complex. The coding region runs from base 76 to 2367 and encodes 763 amino acids. The record is from RefSeq and is a predicted model, not a curated record.